This is a messenger RNA of Phytophthora sojae, 579 nucleotides long. RefSeq lists its product as hypothetical. Lineage: Eukaryota; Oomycota; Peronosporomycetes; Peronosporales; Peronosporaceae. The record is from RefSeq and is a predicted model, not a curated record. Bases 1 to 579 code for a protein of 192 amino acids. The transcript has 5 exons.
AUGGGGAGCCAGGAACUAGCGAAGGAGAUGGAAGCCAAGCACCCGAGCCUCUACGUGCUCAAUAGCCGGGCAUUGCAGCCGCUCUUGACCAAGAUCCGCGAUAGGGCUACGACGCACAUGCAGUUCAAGCACUACUCCGACCGCCUCAUGAGAAUUUUAGCGGAGGAAGGCUUGGCGUCCUGUGCGAGUACGACAACGACAGUCGUGACCCCUACGGGCGACUCUGUCACCGGUGUCGCUCCAGCGGAGAGCAUGUACCUCUCAAUUCGUGCUGCAGGGAAGAUCCUGAUUCAGCGUGAUGAGAGUUCCGAGGACAAGCAUGCAGUCAUGUACUACUCGAAGCUGCCUCCCAAUGUAGCGACAUUUAAGAAUGUGCUGGUGGUCGAUCCUAUGCUCGGGACUGGAGGAAGCAUCACGAUGGCUAUCAAGGGCCUCGACGCCCUCUUCGCUGCACACCCCGAUGUGAAGGUUGUGACAGCCGGUGUGGAUCGAGGCCUGAACAAUGCGAAGUAUCUGACGCCGGGUAUCGGCGACUUUGGAGAUCGAUACUUCAACACUGUGCACAGUCACCACCCGUGA